CGCGAAUGUUGUUCAGACAAAAUAUUUCUUGCUACAAUCACAGAUAAACUGUAAGAAAAAGUAAACCAGUAACAGAAUAAUGUUGAUAUCAAAUUUCACAAGAAGAGGAACACAGGCGAAAACAUUUGAAGAACUGACAUGCUCUCCCUCUUUGGUGGGUGGACUUCGACAAGAAUCACUUUCUUUCGCAGCAGUCAACAUUCUCCUCUCCAUCACAGCAUUUGUUGGAAAUUCUCUCAUCCUUAUUGCCCUUCACAAAGAAUCUUCCCUUCAUCCGCCGUCCAAACUCUUGUAUCGUUGUCUGGCAACUACUGAUCUGUUGGUUGGUCUCGUAGGCCAGCCUCUAGCUGCUUCAAGCUGGAUGUUUAGUGCUCACGAACACUGGAUUCCUUGUCGAUACGCAAGUACCGCGACCUUUAUCACAAGCUACGUAUUAUGUGGAGUGUCUUUGUUGACAAUGACGGCCAUAAGCGUCGACAGACUUCUCGCCAUAUUGCUGCAGCUGAAAUACAAACAAAUUGUAACUUUGAAGCGGACGUAUAUCAUUGUAGUUACCUUUUGGGUUCAAUCCAUCGUCGCUGCUUUAUGUUACACGUUAGAUUACCGUGUAUUCUUCUGGUAUGGCCUUAUAGUUGUACCAUUAUGCUACGUUACCUCAAUUGUGUCGUACACAAAAAUAUUUUGCGCUCUAAGUCAUCAUCGUGCUCAAAUACGAGAUUAUGUUACACAGCCGAGCCAACCAAAUGCAGUGAAUACCACACAAUGCAAAAAGGCAGUGUACAAUGCACUGUGGGUUCAGUUGGCAUUAGUUGUUUGUUAUUUGCCGUAUGCUUUAGUGGAAAUUGUGAUCAGCCGAACCAAAACAGAUCCAUCGCACCUAGUCAUCAUGAGGGAUGCAGCAAGCAUAUUAGCUUUCUUUAACUCAACGUUAAAUCCGUUUCUGUACUGCUGGAAAAUAAGUGAAGUGAGACAAGCAGUAAAGCGAACGAUCAGACAAGCAUUUAGCCGUCCAUAAAGUGAGAUCCUCCCCAAAUUAUGCUCGUAU
This is a messenger RNA of Pocillopora verrucosa, 1045 nucleotides long. Its product is annotated as melanocyte-stimulating hormone receptor-like. Gene Ontology annotation, molecular function: G protein-coupled receptor activity. NCBI's taxonomy places the organism in Eukaryota, Metazoa, Cnidaria, Anthozoa, Scleractinia, Pocilloporidae. Gene Ontology annotation, biological process: G protein-coupled receptor signaling pathway. Gene Ontology annotation, cellular component: membrane. The record is from RefSeq and is a predicted model, not a curated record.